GUGCCGAUGCCGGGCCGGGAAGCCUCGGCUGCCCUCAGUCCAGCAGGAUGGAGCUGUGGGGGCUCUGGAGAAGCGGCAGCCCCGAGUGUCGCGUGUGGCGAGGGCUGUGCUGAGCACCCAGCGCUGGCAAUGAGGGGCCGCUGAGGCGGGUCCGGGACUGCUCCUGCCAUCAGUGACUAAAGGCGCUCGGCAGAAUUGCAGCCAAAGCAUCCGGCGUGCUGAAGUGUCUCAGUUAACAGCGGUUGCACAGCUCAGGUUAUUUGCAGACUAUGGAAGGAAAUUACACUAAUUGAGAGGCGUAUACAGUAUUUAAGCACUGAGCAGAAGCUUAUUUUUUAUUGAGAGAUGAGCCUCCGAAGUCACUGCAGGUAACUUAGAAUAGAAAUGCCCAGUGGUGCUUCUACUUCUCUUACUGGAUGAAAGCAACUUGGAAGCUGAUUUGCAGUGAAUAAUCAGUGAAGACACACAGCAUUUUCUGGAAUAUUGCAUGAUCUCAUGAUGAAGAUCUCUCUCCUGCAGCAGAUGUAUAAGGAUGUCCUGGCAGGCAUUCCCCUAGCAAAGGAAAGCCAUCAUUAUUCCUCUUUAAUUAAUCUGUGUGUUGAGCAGCCACCAGGAGAUGAACGCUGUCAUCAGAAGCCUCUGCCACCUACUGCUGGUGGGGUUGGGAGCCAUCAGGACACUGAUACCUCAGAUGUUGUCCCUGCAGCAGAUGAUUUAUCCAACAGCUUUGCAAACAUGAGCUCCUCGUUCUGCCCACGAGAGGUGAUGCUGCUCCAGCUCACCUUGAUCAAAAUGAUGGUGGCAAAAGCAGAGUCCCAGGAAAUUGAACCCCACACAAGACAGAAGUACUGUGAAAUCUUUGUUCUUCUGAAGGAGGCAAAAAUUGACUCAAAAUUGAUUCACCUGCUUGGUUGUGAUGAUCGGCUGCUAUCUCACAUGGCCUCACAAAGUCUAGCAUCUCUUGUGUAUUUGCAGCUGAAGGAAGAGGACGCCUUGAAUGUCCCGUGGCUCAGCUUUAGCCUGAACACGCUGUUGGGGUUCCCCGGGAGUGCCCGGGUGGCCGAUUGCCUGCGGACUCUGGCUGCGGUUCUCAAGGAGACGCUGAAGGACGCGCUCGUACCCGGAGCAGGGGUUCUGAAGAAGCUGUUGGCUCCACUUGAUGCGGUGCUUGAGGGAUUUUAUAAUGCCAUCCUGCUCCAUCAUUUUGACAGUCACCAGUACACUUCACCUUAUUCUGAAGCUACAAACAAUCUGAUCAGUUUUAUAGAUCUGCUUGAAGCACUCUUGGCUUCCAGAAUUGAACUGGAUUUACCGCUCAGGUGCCAGAGAAUUUUAUUUUUGAAAGUUUCUUAUGUCCUCAACGUUAUUAGCUCAUCAAUUCCUUAUAUAAUCAAGAAGAAAUUCAUUUUGCUUCUUAAAAAAUGUGUCCUUUACAAGUCCAGAGAAGAUGCUAAAAGUGGUUCACUGUUCUUACAAGCCCCAUCUUUGUGUGAGGAUAUGCUUGCACUGAGUAAUGCUGUUCUGCAGGUUGUGAAUUUGACUUGGCUUAAUCAGAUCCCACUCAGUGGAAAGUCCAGCUACUUUGGAAGCAGUGAAGCUGCUCCAGGACAUGAUUCUCAGGGUACUUCUGACCAAACUGUUCUCAGAGCCUUAAGUCUGGUUUUGCUUAAAGCACUGGAAUUCAAGAUUCACAACUCUGCAACAGAAGCAGAAAUCAAAGGAGACGUUGAGAGUUCCAUGUCCCAGCUGUUGGUGUUCUGGAGGAGUCAUGUAAAGCCUUCCCCACAGUCUCACCCAGUUGUGCAUCACUGUGAAUGGCUCUCCUUGGUUUUCAUGGAGCAAGAUGAUGACAUGUGGGAAGCUGCUAAAGCUUUAUUACUCAUCUAUUUAAAAUUUGAUAGGUUGCGGUGUGAUGCUGCUGAUAACCCAAGCCAAAAAGAAGAGGAAUCCUGGAAGUUCCUUGUACAUGCAGGUGGAUAUAACCCACACUGUAUCUUUUUAUUUUUUCUGGAAAAGAUUGCAUUUGAUUCCACAGUACUUCUAGAUUUUUUGAUUUCAUCAGAAACUUGCUUUCUGGAGUACUUGGUCAGGUACUUAAAGCUUCUUGGGAAGGAGUGGCAUCAGUUUGUAGAUGUCUGUAACCAUUUCGAUACCAGGCACAGCACUUUCCACACAGUUUGUUCUGUCAAGCCCCCUGACCAAGAAAAGCAAAGCUUCGUGACUGGGGAGAGUUUGCAAAAUGCUGUUAGUGAAGCAGAAUCACAGACUCCGAUGUCUUUGACUCCUUCUCACAACUGCCCGGUGUUUACAGCACAGCGAGGUGAUAAUGAGGCUGCAGAGUGGAACCAGUCUGACUCACUGACCACCACUGAUAGCACGUCCCUGCUUGGUUCUCUUCAAAGCCUGGUUAAUUAUGACAGCUCAGAGGACUCAGAGGUGGAAUCAGAUGGAAAAGAGUGCUUGGUAAACACAAAACAAUUGCCUUCAAACAAUGAGGGUGAGGUGAGGAGGAGGGAAACUGGUUGCAGCUGCAGAGAUGAUGACCUGAAUCCACGCACAUCUGAAGUGUCACCUCUGAAACUGAAGGGAUGUCGUACCUCAUCCUGUCGGACUUGUAUGGCAUCUUCAGAUAACAUUGCUCCCCUAAGAGUAAUGCUUUGCAAAUCAACAAAGUGCUUGGAAGAGCUGCAAGAGGCUAUUUCUAGGUUGCAGAGAAGAAAUCUUUUCCCAUAUAAUCCAUCUGCAUUGUUGAAACUACUGAGCCAUGUUGAGAAGAUGAGUAAAUCCAUGAAUCUGCAGUAAUUCAAAGUGUUCUUGUGGGUUUUUUUUAACAAAUUCACCAGGGAAUAUUUCCAUGAGAUUAAUGACUUCUAAAACUCAUGCCUCUUCACUAGUCAGUGCAUUUACCUCAGGCAGGGUAAACAUGGAUUUGGUUGGCACCCUAAAAAUCUGGAAUUGCAUCCAGUAAUAUGAUCCAUGACCUGAGGUUCCUAAGCGCAUUCAUGAUGUGUAUGUCAAUGUCCAGUAAAUAAGGAUUAAUUUUUGGAUAUUCCACAUUUUAUAAUAAUUCAUGUGAAAGCAUUUUAAAAUACAUGACAUUUAAAGUAUUGUCAAUUAUA
Parus major (Great Tit) is the source of this 3119-nucleotide messenger RNA. RefSeq names its product lines homolog 1 (gene LINS1). The transcript is spliced from 7 exons. Bases 496 to 2802 code for a protein of 768 amino acids. The record is from RefSeq and is a predicted model, not a curated record. NCBI's taxonomy places the organism in Eukaryota, Metazoa, Chordata, Aves, Passeriformes, Paridae.